AUGUUAAGACGCCACUCCAUUCAUCCACAAGAAUCCGAAGCUUCCUUCACCUACCUGAGCGAACAUGGCGAUCUAAGCUAUCUUCCCGAUGGCGCCGCCCCUCUUCUAAAUUCAUCCCUCGACGAUUCCCGACUGCAGAGGUCGACGAGGGUGUCGACAAACUUCAAGCGCUCUCCCUCCGUGCCCGCCGUAGCAUCGACAGAAGAGCAAAGCAUGCCAAAAAAGCCUUUCUCCAAAGACAGCGGUGGACUUUGUGAGCAGGCUCGUUUGGGCCUUCCAAGCACAUGGGCUAUCUAUCCUACUUGUGCAAAUGUAUCUGCGUCCAAGACCGAGAAGCAGGAUAUCGAUUUUGCCAGAUUCGACUUUACGCGACCUCUGGAGUUUUCACUAUCUGCCGAAAAGUCCCCUUCUACGGAGACGUUACCUGCCUAUCGUUCCCGUACCAAUUCUGUCGGUCAGCUUGAAGAUACGCUACCUCCCUACCGCGUGGAUGACGAACUCUCCUCUGUCGUUCAAGCCAUCUAUGCACAAAAUGCCGACCUCCUCAAGAAACCAAAACUCAAACGAGCACGACCAUUACCUCGCGACUUUACCGAACCCGAACUCCGAGAGAUUCGUCGCAAAACCAGGCACCGCAUCGGGGUAGUCACAAGAAACAGUCUCGGCCUCACCAUAAACCUCGGUCUCUCUUGUGUAGCGCCACAAAUGCUCAUUGCAGCCGCAAUCAAUGGAUUUUGUCUCGGUGUCGGCGCUCAUAAACUUCAUCAACAUCUUCGCUUCCUCAAGUACAAUGAGUUGCAUGUUCAGAAACGGGACGUCUUUGUCGCUGUGGCUGAAGGUGUCGCCAUCAAAUUGGUUUUUCUGGCCAUCACUCUCAACCACGAUGAUUUCCUCGUUCUCACUCAUGAAUUGGUGUCUACACAUUCUGAAACCAUCACUCCUAUGCUCCAUGAGAUCCCAGGGCUUGGACACGUUCACCACGCUUUCAUGGUUCCCAUUGAGAAGGUACAAGAAUUGCUCGGACUUUCCUCUAUUGCGCAACGAGCAGUCGAAUUUGGAGGUGGGGGUUGGUAUGAUCCCGCAGAGGUUGUGUUGAAGAAUGUUUUUCUCGUGGGAGCUGUGCAGGUUGCCAUGGAGAGUGCCAUUGAUCAGAUACAGGAUCGAUUGAGCAGGACUACGGAGCAUUUCAAGGAACACAAUGCACAUGCAAGGAUUGGGAAGCAGAGGGAGUGUGAGAGUCAGGGUGUUGCGUGGAGUACGGAUGUGGAGGUUUUGUUCAAAAUGGAUGGGAAGCGGUGA
Messenger RNA from Aureobasidium subglaciale EXF-2481, 1299 nucleotides. RefSeq lists its product as uncharacterized. The transcript has a single exon. Bases 1 to 1299 code for a protein of 432 amino acids. The record is from RefSeq and is a predicted model, not a curated record. NCBI's taxonomy places the organism in Eukaryota, Fungi, Ascomycota, Dothideomycetes, Dothideales, Saccotheciaceae.